Molecule: messenger RNA, 1013 nt
Organism: Gopherus flavomarginatus (Mexican gopher tortoise)
Lineage: Eukaryota; Metazoa; Chordata; Testudines; Testudinidae
Exons: 2
Coding region: 2-700 (232 amino acids)
Source: RefSeq, a predicted model, not a curated record
GAUGGAGAAAGGCCACACCAGGGACUCAGUGCAGUGCAGAGUGAAAGUUAAGGAGCUCAGACAAGCCUACCAGAAAACCAAAGAACCAAACGGAAAGUCUGGGGCAGGGCCGAAAACAUGCCGCUUCUACACUGAGCUGCAUGCAAUUUUAGGGGGCUGCGCCACCACUACCCCACCCCUGUCUGUGGAUUCCGAGGUGGGGGUGGUAAUCUCAGCCAUGGCUGAAGAUUCUGCAGACGGGGAAGAUGGGGAGGAGGAAGAGAAGAACGAGCUUGCAGAGAGCACACAGCACUCAGUUCUCCCCAACAGCCAGGAGCUUUUUCUCACCCAGACAGAAUUACCAUCCCAGCCCUCCCAAGCCAGUAGCCCAGACAAUGAAGCCAUGGAAGUGACCUCUGCUGCAAAUUUUUCAAGCCUCCCUACUCCAUCCCUAAGGCUAUCUCAGAUAAGGCGGAGGAAAAAAAAGAUGCGAGACGAAAUGUUCUCAGAAAUCAUGGAAGUAACCCGCAAUGAAAGAGCUCAUCUGAAUGAGUGGAAGGCCAUGGUAUCAAAUUACAGGAAAGAUGCCAGUGAACAUGAGGACAGGAGGGACCAACGUGAGGACAGGAGACAUGCUCGAGAUGAGAGGUGUAGGCAGGAAGAUCAGCGGUGGCGGGAUGCAACUCUGGGGCUGCUGUGUGAUCAAACUGACAUCCUCUGACGUCUGGUGGAGCUUCAGGAACAGCAGUAGGGUCAGAGAGUGCCACUGCAGCCCCUGUGUAACCACCCUCACCACUCACCACGUUCCAUGUCUUCCUCACCCAGACAUGUAAGAACACGUGGGGGAAGGCUUCGUGCACCCGCCCACUCCAUACCCGUGGACAGCCGAACCAAAAGGCUGUCAUUACUUUGAAAUAUUUUUAGUGGCCUUUUCCUUCCCUCCUAUCCUCCUCCCAAACCACACCCGGGAUACCUUGUCAGUUCUCUCUCUCUUUUUAUAAUGAUUUUUUAAUAAAGAAUACAUGAUUUUUAAA